This is a messenger RNA of Pocillopora verrucosa, 966 nucleotides long. The record is from RefSeq and is a predicted model, not a curated record. Lineage: Eukaryota; Metazoa; Cnidaria; Anthozoa; Scleractinia; Pocilloporidae.
AUGGCGAGUUGUAAGAAGAAAUACUCUGAGCUUCGCACAAACCGCAAGGAAAAGUUAUCCUCUCCUGCGAAAGAAUCGUCCUCUAAUAACAGCGAUGUGCCUUUGUCUGACAACAAUUUAAUGUCGAAAUGUAAUGAUCUUGAACAGGCAAACAAGGAUUUGAGGGAUCUUAUCGAGUCCAAGAAAAGCUCGAUUCAUACGGCACUGACUACAAUUCAAGAUGUUCAACUGACUGUGAAAGAAGCGCGUAAAAGACUUGAGACGGAGACCGGUGCCAUGAAGAUUGAAUUGGUUAAAUUGCGGGCGGAGCAUGUGCAGAAUUACAAACAAUGUAAUGUAAGCAGGAUUCAAGAAGAGAAAUAUUAUAUCAAUGCUGCGAACGUAGACAAGAUAAAAAAGUUGCGAAGCACCGCUGAAGAGCUCACAGAGAAAGCAACAAACUGCAAAAAUGAGAUCAACCAGUUGAUGACCGUGAAGGAAUCGUCACUUUUAAAUUUCAAGGAAAAGAAUCAGUUAAAGGAAGACCUAGAGAGCGAGAUUGCACAACUAACAAGGGAACUUGAAGAAAAGGAGGAAGCAAUCCCUAACAGUUUCGAAACUGAACAGAAAUUUAAGAUGAAGAAAACUGAGACAUACAGAACAAUGAAAGAGCUUUUCGAAAGAGAGAAAGAAAUAGCACGAAAGGGACGUCUCCUGAAAGCGUCCAAACACGAGAUCAACGCGGAGUUAGAGCUCCUCCCAGUUGAAUGUAAAGACAUGGAGAGAGGAGUUGCUGAGAGAGAAAGGCAAUUUUCGAUUUGGCGUGUUGAGGCCAAGAUGGAGCUUAACGAAAAAGACAAUGAGCUUGAAGAUCUGAAGACUCAAAUCUGUGAGCUCAAGGAAACACUGAAAUCUCAGGUUCUUCCUCCAAAGGAAUCUAAUCGUUCGGCUAAGCAUUUCAUUCCCAGACUUCGACGCCGACGAUGA